GAAGUGAGUUCAUGGCUUUUAUCAGAUUCUCAAAACCACCGAAAAAUUUACAAUCUGCUACUUUAGGGCUUUGGUGAAAAGUAACCAAUUAAGAAAGCCUAAGUAUGCCCUCUGGUAACCACUGUGUUUCUCCUCUCUCAUUUGGUCCUGUCCUCAGCUGUAGGUGGCUCCCCGCCCCACAAUUACACAAAAAAACCAAUUGGGAUCUGAGACUUCAGGCCCAGACACAUUGUACACUGCUGGAAGGGGGCGAUGGCUGUGGCCCUGGGGUGUGCAAUCCAGGCCUCCUUGAAUCAAGGCUCAGUGUUUCAAGAACAUGGUACCGACUGUGAAGUCUUCCGCCAGCGCUUCAGACAGUUUCAGUACAAAGAAGCGGCCGGGCCUCAUGAAGCUUUCAACAAACUCUGGGAGCUCUGCUGUCAGUGGCUGAAGCCAAAGAUGCGUUCUAAGGAACAAAUCCUGGAGCUGCUAGUGUUGGAGCAAUUCCUAACCAUUCUGCCCACGGAGAUAGAGACCUGGGUGAGGCCAUUCGGCCUACAAAAUAGAGAAAUAAUUUUGGCACUGAUAGAAUUCUUACAGACAGAAUCUGAGAUACCAGAGCAGCAGAUCGACAGGCAGGAAAUGCUCUUGGAAGAACUGGCACCAGUGGGGACAGCACACAUGCCACCAGACAUCCACCUGGAGUCACCCCCACUCCAAGUCAUGGGACCUGCCCCCGAGGCCCCAGUGGCAGAGGCAUGGAUCCCACAGCCAGGGCCGCAGGAGCUGAGCUACGGUGCUGCUGGGGAGUGCCAGCCCUUCCUGGACCCUGGAUACCCACGACCAAAGCCUGACCAGAGGUGCCCAGUGGAGCAGAGACCAGAGCCACAGGUGAAGGAGCUGCAGGAUCCCAAGGAAGUGAAGCAACAAUUACUUGACUCCAAGAUAGGUAGUCCUUCUCUCAAGUUUGGGAUGGGGAGAGAAAAUAUGUCAAAGCAGUAACAACUGUAGAGUGUGUAUCCAUUUUCUGUUUCUUUAGAUGGAAAUGCACUUCUUGGUCCCAAUUUACCCAAAUACUCUGAACAGCUAAAACGUCACUUGGGAAACCCUGCAGAGCAUCUACCCAGAGAGGGCACAAAGCCUGUCCGUGAUCAGAACCCCGCUCUAGGAGAGACGGCUGAGAGCUCCCACCAGGACAACCCUCUCAGCCCCAGGGCCCAUGAACAAAACGGUCCUGGAGAGAAACCACACCGAUGUGUGCACUGUGGGAAAGGUUUUGCUAGCAAGAAGCUACUCAAUGGGCACCUGAAAAUUCAUUUGGGAGAGCUCCCUCACAAGUGCCUUGAAUGUGGGAAAGGGUUCCUCCGUCGAUCAGACCUCUCCAGGCAUCAGCGAAUUCACACAGGGGAGACACCCUAUGAAUGCACCGUGUGUAACAAGCGCUUCACUCAGGGAUCACACCUUAAAUUGCACCAGAAAGCCUAUUCUGAACAAGAAACAUACCGAUGCCCCGAGUGUAGGAAGAGUUUCUGUAAUAGAACAAGUUUUAUAAGACACCUGAAAACCCACACAGAUGGAAAACCCCAUAGAUGUCACAGUUGUGGGAAGAGUUUUAGUCGACAGACAGAUCUUACUUUGCACCAGAGAACACACACUGAAGAGAGACCGUUUAUAUGCGAGUAUUGUGGGAAAAGCUAUAGGCAGAGAUCAAGCCUUAUUUUUCAUUUAAGAAUCCAUGCAAAGGAGAAGCCUAGAAGUAGUCAUUGUUCUCCAAGGUUCAUAAAGAAAGCAGGCCUUCAGAUGCACCAAGCUGCUCACUUGAGAGUUCUCUGAGAAUUUGUUGAGGGAAACUGCUCCUACACACACUGACACUAAUUCCUAAAAGCCUCCACCUGCACUGGGCUGUCUGGGAAGAAGAGUUUUGUUUGAGCUCGUUCAUUAGAACAGCUUUGUGUUUUGCUGUGUUUAAAACCCAUCUUCCAAGGCAUGUAAAUUCUAGAGUGUUCACCGACUCUUGCCAUUAUCCUAGAUUUGAU
This is a messenger RNA of Ceratotherium simum simum (southern white rhinoceros), 2015 nucleotides long. The record is from RefSeq and is a predicted model, not a curated record. Lineage: Eukaryota; Metazoa; Chordata; Mammalia; Perissodactyla; Rhinocerotidae.